AUGGGUGCAGCCAUGUUUGGGAACCCCGGUUGUUGCGGCUCCCUUUUCCGUAUCAUCCUUCAUCUAGUGAUUUGUUUGUUAACCCUAUAUACGUUGAAUGCAGAAUGUAAAAGCGAGCCAGUGAAGGGAGAGGGGAAGGACCUCCUGUAUAAGUACAAGCUAUAUGGGGACAUUGAUGAGUAUGCUUAUUAUUUUCUAGACAUAGGUAUUGGAACCCCGGAGCAGAAAAUUUCAUUAAUAUUAGACACAGGAUCAUCCUCCUUGAGCUUCCCUUGUGCAGGGUGCAAGAAGUGUGGGGUUCAUAUGGAAAACCCUUUUAACCUGAAUAACUCAAAAACGUCUUCGAUUCUAUAUUGUGAGAAUGAGGAAUGUCCUUUUAAUUUGCGUUGUGUGAAUGGGAAAUGUGAAUAUCUUCAGUCGUAUUGUGAAGGUUCCCAAAUCAGUGGGUUCUACUUUUCAGAUGUAGUUAGCGUGGUGUCAUACAACAAUGAAAAGGUCACGUUCAGGCAAUUUAUGGGUUGCCAUAUGCAUGAGGAGAGUCUGUUCCUGUAUCAGCAGGCGACUGGUGUGUUGGGGAUGAGUCUCUCUAAGCCACAGGGCAUCCCAACGUUCGUCAAUUUGUUAUUUAAAAACGCCCCGGAACUGAAGGAGGUGUUCACCAUUUGCAUCGCCGAACAUGGGGGCGAGCUGAUCGCAGGGGGGUAUGACCCAGCCUACAUCGUGCGCAAGGGGGGGGAUCCGAAGCAACUGGAUGGGUCAUCUGCUGAUGAGGAAGAGUUACAAAUGGCACUACGAGAUGCAGAAAAAACCGUGUGGGAAAAUGUAACCAGGAAGUAUUACUACUACAUACGGGUGAGAGGCAUGGACAUGUUCGGAACGAACAUGAUGAGUUCAAGCAAAGGGCUCGAGAUGCUUGUGGAUUCAGGUAGUACAUUCACGCACGUUCCAGAAGACCUGUAUAACAAAUUAAAUUACUUCCUAGACAUCCUGUGCAUUCAAGAUUUGAAUAAUGCCUAUGAUGUGAAUAAAAGGUUAAAGAUGACCAACGAGUCCUUUAAACAUCCGUUGGUCCAAUUCGAGGACUUUAAAAAUUCUUUAAAAAGUAUUAUUGAAAAGGAGAACGUGUGUAUUAAAAUUGUAGAAGGAGUGCAGUGUUGGAAAUACCUCGAAGGGUUACCAGAUCUGUUUGUAACUCUGUCGAACAAUUACAAAAUGAAGUGGCAACCACAUUCGUACCUCUACAAGAAGGAAAGCUUUUGGUGUAAGGGUAUCGAGAAACAAAUAAAUAAUAAGCCCAUAUUAGGGUUAACUUUUUUUAAAAACAGACAAGUCAUAUUUGAUAUUCAAAAGAAUAGGAUCGGGUUUGUGGACGCGAAUUGUCCUUCUCAUCCGACCCAUACGAGACCUAGAACCCAUAAUGAGUACAAAAGGAAGGACAAUGUGUUUUUAAGAAUUGCUUUUUUUUCCUUGUACAGCCUGUUUGUCGUCUUUGCCCUUUGCAUUUUUCUCUCCUUGCUGUUUUACGUCAAGCGGCUGUACUACAUGGAGUACAACCCGCUGCACUCCGAGGGGAAGGCCCCGGCCGACGCGUAG
Molecule: messenger RNA, 1593 nt
Organism: Plasmodium fragile
Lineage: Eukaryota; Apicomplexa; Aconoidasida; Haemosporida; Plasmodiidae
Exons: 1
Coding region: 1-1593 (530 amino acids)
Biological process (GO): proteolysis
Molecular function (GO): aspartic-type endopeptidase activity
Source: RefSeq, a predicted model, not a curated record